This is a messenger RNA of Eriocheir sinensis (Chinese mitten crab), 3589 nucleotides long. RefSeq lists its product as uncharacterized. The record is from RefSeq and is a predicted model, not a curated record. The coding region runs from base 343 to 2469 and encodes 708 amino acids. NCBI's taxonomy places the organism in Eukaryota, Metazoa, Arthropoda, Malacostraca, Decapoda, Varunidae. Gene Ontology annotation, molecular function: protein binding; transcription coactivator activity. Gene Ontology annotation, biological process: positive regulation of DNA-templated transcription. The transcript has 8 exons. Gene Ontology annotation, cellular component: nucleus.
AAGAAGAGAAGUGGAAGAGGAGGAGGAAGAAGAGGAAGAAGAAGAAGGAUCCAUCCCGGCGUCUAUACCUUUGUCUCCACUAGGCCACGGGAGAAACCUUUCCUUUUCUCCCCUUCUACGUCGAGUGUGGGGGCCUCUACGCCAUCAAACCUUACCAUGUCGAUAGAGUAAACCUUCAUCUUCCAUUUAAACGCCGGGAAGAGGCCGAAAAAAGACAGUUAAGACCCGAAAAUCCCCCAAAUACGGUGACUAGUCUGUGCCCAAGGCCUCGGCUGGCUCAUGGACGUCUGUUGAGGGAGGCCGCAGUUUUAUCGUCGAAAAGGGGUGUACGCAGAUGGUAGGAUGGUGUUGACACGACUCUCACAUUUUGGCGAGGUGUGUCCUCUGAGGGACCACAGCUACAGUGACCCUGCAGCUCCUCCGACCUUCUCUUAUCUACCUCCCGUCAAGCGUAUCUCUGUGGCUGGUACAUCAAAAUCUUCCUCCACGUAUGCCUUCGUCUCCACAUCAAAUCAAGCAGCCUCGUCUGCAUCUUCUUCAGCUGCUGCUGGUGCCUCAGCUUCAUCAUCCCCUCCCUCCUCUCCUCCUUCCUCCUCAUCCUCCUCUUGCUCCUCGUCUUCCUGCUCAUCGUCUUCCUCGGCGAAAUCCUCAUCCUCUUUCACCUCCUUCUCCUCUUCCUCCUCGGUAUUGUCCUCCACAGUCAUCACAUCGCCAGCAGCGUCGCCAACACUGUCGGGGGUGGCCCAGAGCAAACCCACUGUGCAAGUCACCAGGAUAGAAAUAUUAGACCUUCCAAAUGAAAUAUUUGAAAAAAUAUUUGCAUAUCUGCCCUUCAAAAAAAUUUGUGAAGUCAGACUGACUUGCAAGAGGUUCGAGCAGAUUGGCUCCAACAUCCUGAACAGCACCUUUCAGCGUCUCCAGAAUCAAAUGUUGCAGAGGUUCCAGGCAAUCAAGGGACAGAUGCCGCGCAGGGAGAGUGCCCGCCGCAAGCAUCCCUUGGCUCGAGAGUCUGACAUCAUAGAAACCUUGCACAUGCGCCUUACUCUUCUGCAGAUGUCGUUUGGGAAGCACAUUGAGCGGAAACAUUGCUGCUUCUUUGCUGGAGACAUAUUGGAUGAGGUGUACCGCAUCUUGGCCUACAUUAAAAAGACACCCAACCUGGGCCGCGCCUACAAGGUGACCGACGAACUCUUUGACCUCUCGACCAUGGCCAUGGAGUACUUCAAGGAACACAUAGAGCCUCGCCUCCCUGAAAUCACAUGCUUUGGAUCGGAUUUCCUUGAUAUUACUUCAAGGUUUUCAGAAGGGUGUGGAAUCCGGUCACCAACUGGCAGUGGACGAGCGUCAGAGCCGGAGGAUGAGCUGCCUGAGCGGGACACUUUGCCGCCCUCCAACAUGGUCCUGCGCAAGAGGAUCAAGCGCAUCCGCCAGGGCAUGAGGAGGUACAACACUCAGCUGGUUGCCCUUCGAAGGGAAUUAAAGAGUUGUAAAAGUAAACUGGCUGACCAAUCAAAGCAAAAUAUGGAGUAUGCAACUCGCAUGGAUGAAUACGACAAGAAGUUUGAGGAGUCUGCACGCAAAUUCAGCACUGUGCUUCAGGAACUGAAUAAAUGCAAGACAGAGCUUCAGUACUGGCGGUCCAAGUCUCCGGCUCAGGUAUGCUACAGCUGUGGCCAGUCAGUGGUCGAUGGAUCCAACCCACAGUUACAGGCAGGUGUCAGGAUGCAGGGAGGGGAGGAGUCCUUGGUGUAUGUUCCCCUCUCGGCGGCAGCUGUUCCCGAGAGUGCAGAGAAGAGAGGCCAUGCCAGUCUUCAUGCCCACAGUGAGGCUCAAGACAGGUGGCAAGGGGCUAGGGACUCUGUGAGGAAUCUUGAGUGUGCAUUUGACCUAUGUUGUCCCAGCUCUAAGCCCAUGUCAGAACCUCUUAGAAAACCACAAGCCACUUGCUCAAAGCUCCAAGCUCCCUAUCAAAGCAUCUCCAAUUCUCAGGCAUGUGUAAUGUCUCAGAGCAUGUCCGAAUUUCAAGGCAGAGCUGCUUCACGAGCUUCCUCUCAUCCAUCUCACAUCAGUAACCCAGCACAUGUAUCUCAGCCCGAAACUGCAUCUCUGCCCCCAACAACCACUUCCCAGACAAUGGCCACCUCUCACAGUGACCAAGCUGCUUCCCCUAACUUUUCUGCAUCACUUGUUCCCACAAAGUUCCCUCCUUUCAACACGUCUCAGUCACAGUCUGCCUUCCAUUCCUGUGUUAACUCUCAUGACACACAGCACCUGUGGGAUGCCAGUCAGGAGUGUGCUGAGGACCUGUCAGUCUCAUGUCAGUACAAAAACUACCUUGCUGAGGAGGUUGAGAGCAACACUCAGAAGCGUCGUUCAAGUGACGAGGAUAGCGAUAACUGUGAUUUUGUUGAUGACACUGUUGGCCGCAGAGUCAAGCAGAGGAAGAGAAUUAAAGUGGACAUCCAGUAACAGUGUAAUGAGAUGCCUUAAAGACUAUUUCCAUAUUGAAUUUCACAACAAGUUUUAGUUUGGAAGAGUAGAAGUAAUUAUACGAAUGGCUCUCAGUCUUUUCACGGAUACCCAAAACCUUGGUAGUUAAUGAAGGUAUAACAUUGGCCUUUCCAUCCAUCAUACUCAUAGUGAAUUACCCUUUUGUGAUUUUCUGCAGGUUUCACACAAACAUGCAUUUCAUACAUGCAUUAUCAUUAAGUGUAAUAUUGGAGGCUAGGAGAUGUUCACCUUGAUGAUAUUUUGAGACUUCAUCCCAUACUGAUGGUACAGAGCUUUUGAUAGUAGUUUAUUUUGUAAAUUAUAGUUCUUCAAAUAAUAAUGAGAAGAACAUUCUCAGGCCCCUAUGCUAGGAAGAAGUCAUCAAUAGAUAAUGAGUUAGAAAGAAUAAUAGUAAAAUUAAAAUUGUAAUUACAUAUGUAUAAAUAUAUUUUUGUUUGGUAAAUGAGGAUGGUAAAAGUAGUGCAUAAAUCCUCGUAAUUUUUCCUGAAUCCCUGAAGAUAGACUUCCAGAAACUAGUUUUACUUGUGUGUGAGAGCAGGAAAGGUAGUAGUGCUAAGGUGUAUCGAACUAUAUACUUACUGUAAGAACUGUCCAGGUGGAACUUGGAGUGACAAGUUACUUGUCAGUCACUCUUCAGAGCUUGUAAUUUUUUUCAGGUACCUAAAAUUUUAUACCAAUGCACUCAGUGUUGCCACUGUGGCUUUCUAAAAUAAGUGCAGCCCUUAUGCAGUAAAGACAUGCUGCACUUAUCACCAUAUUGGGUGUUUGUUAAGUAUUGGAAAAUGUUGGUUUCCAGUUUUAUUAGAUGUGCAGACAAGUGACAACCAUUUAGAGUCAAAUGAAUCUAAGCAGCAUAUUUAAAAGACUUUUCCCAGGAUGUGAGUGAAAGUUCAUUGAUGAAUAUGAUUUUAGUGGCUGUACCUUCUGAUCUCACAGUGUUGGAUGCUGUAAGUUGCUUCAGUGAAUGCCUUCAACCCCAAUGAAUGAUGAAACUUGAAAAAUAAUCAGUAUUAUUUUACAAGAUAUUUGUAUUCAUAAUUGAUAGUAUAAAAUUAACAGUAAAAGUUUUGGGACAGGA